AUGCAUGCAUCCAAAUCACUCACUGGAUUGAUUGCAGCCCUCGGCAUAGCAAAUAUUUGCUGCGCGAGCCUGCUCAACCAAUAUCUCGCACCUGGAAAGCUUUCUGGAAACUCUUUCGGACUUCCGGGCGCGAACGCGACGUAUGAUUAUGUUGUUGUCGGAGCAGGACUUGCGGGCUCGAUUGUUGCAGCACGACUGGCAGAAAACCUCCCCGACGCGACGGUCGCAGUGGUGGAGGCUGGUUCGUUCUACGAGAUCUCGAACGGCAACUACAGUCAAAUACCGCACUACUCGCCGAGAUUUGCUGGAUCGGAUCCAGAUGAUUGGCAUCCUUUGAUUGACUGGGGUCUGGUGACAGAACCAGUCAAUGCAGGUGCGGGACGACGUUUCCUCUAUGCGCAAGGCAAGACGUUGGGAGGUAGUUCCGCGAGAAACCAGCAGAUCUAUCAUCGGGGAACAAAGGGCUGGCACCAGUCUAUCGUGGACGCCACCGGCGACGACGCUUGGAACUGGGAGAACAUGUUUCCGUUCAUGAAGACGUCGUUCUCCUUUACGCCUCCUGAUGUACGCUUCCGCGCCGCCAACGCAACUGCGAAUUUCAGUCUCGAGGCCUACGAUAUUCCAGGCGGACCUGCGCAACUCAGCUUUCCGAAACAUGCUCAGCCGAUCAGUUCGUAUGGACCAGACGCGUAUGCGGCUGCGGGCUUUAAUGCUACUCCAGACUUUCUACAGGGAAAUUUGCUAGGAUAUGGCUACUGGUCGUUCACGUUGAACCCGGAGGACAGUACGCGCAGCUCAACGGAGACAUCUUUCCUGAGCCCGGCUCUGGAAAAGACAAGCUUGAAAGUGUAUCAGAGUUGCAUGGCGCGAAACAUAUUGUUUGACGAGAACAAGAAAGCGACUGGUGUGAACGUCACCGUGCAGGGCAUAAAGUCAUUCAUGCUGAGUGCGAGGAAAGAAGUCAUUGUUUCCACUGGCGCCAUGCACUCUCCGCAACUUUUGAUGGUCUCAGGAGUCGGUCCCGAGUCCACCCUCAACCAAUUCUCCAUCCCAAUCGUCGCAGCACUCCCACACGUCGGGCAAAACCUGCACGACACCCCAAACCUAGGCGGCAUCACCCAUAGUAUGAAUGUUGACUCUGCAUCAACAUUCGAAUCCAACCCCGCCACCUUCGCCGCCGCCUCCGAGCAAUUCUUCACAAACGGCUCCGGGCCUCUAUCAUCCCCAUCCGGCGACUUUGCAGGCUGGGAAGUCCUCCCCAAAUCCUCACGCACAGGACUGUCAAAUUCGACACUGCAAUGGCUAGACAGCAUACCCUCCGAUUGGCCCACUGCCGAGUACGUCCUUGGAGCGGGUAGCUCAAGUCUCCUCCAAGCCGGAAACACAAACACGCGUCUCGGAAACGUCGGUGUCCUUCUUACGGCCUCAAAAGCCCGCGGCAGCGUCACCCUUGCAUCUGCAUCCAACGCUGACCAGCCCAUCAUCAACAUCCCCUGGCUUGCAUCACCCGAAGACCGCGAGGUUGCCAUCGCGGCAUUCAAACGUGCGCGCACAAUUGCAAGCCAUGUAGCCGCGUUCGGUGACGAGGUACGGCCAGGUGCAAACGUUACGUCCGAUGCGCAGAUUCUAGAUUACAUCAUGACGAAGGGGCUCAGUGCGAUCCAUCAUGCGGCGUCAACGUGUCGGAUGGGGAAGAGCGCGGAGGACGGGGUCGUGGACAGUCAGGGAAGGGUGUUUGGGGUGCAGGGGCUGCGAGUCGUGGAUGCGAGUGUCUUGCCUUAUAGUGCGCCAGGGCAUACGCAGGGGGUCACGUAUGCGGUGGCAGAGAAGCUUGUUGCGGACAUUAUACGGGAUGGAAUGGAGUAG
Pseudovirgaria hyperparasitica is the source of this 1866-nucleotide messenger RNA. RefSeq names its product alcohol oxidase. The transcript has 4 exons. The record is from RefSeq and is a predicted model, not a curated record. Lineage: Eukaryota; Fungi; Ascomycota; Dothideomycetes; Acrospermales; Acrospermaceae. The coding region runs from base 1 to 1866 and encodes 621 amino acids. Gene Ontology annotation, biological process: secondary metabolite biosynthetic process. Gene Ontology annotation, molecular function: flavin adenine dinucleotide binding; oxidoreductase activity, acting on CH-OH group of donors.